AUGGUGCAUCCCCCGGACCCGGUGACGUCCGUCACCGUUGUUUGCAACACCAACUGUCGAGUGGUCGCCCUCCCUCGCGUUCUGGACACUAUUAGCGAAUUUCUGGACCACUCUGUCUGUUGGUCCCUUCCAGAUGCCUGUGGCUUUGAUUUUCAGAAUGGAGCGCUCCGUUUAGCACAGCGAGUGAUGAUUCAUGAUGCGGUUGAAGCUGAGAAUGCUGAAUCGAUUGUCGCGAAAGAGAGCAACGCGAAAAACACCUCAAAAGGCAAAUCGAUUGUUCCUCACAACGAAAAUGCGGCUUUAAUUCUUCGAAAACGAGACGAUUCGUUUUUCCGACAGCGAAAAUUCACGCUUGCGAUGGCAAAAGCGGCUGCAAGAGGCGACUUGCGAGUGAUAAAGUGGCUUGUCCGUCAGUUUCCAGGUUGCUACGUGACGUUCGCGGUCGAAGAAGCCGCAAAAAAUGGUCAUUUGGAGGUGCUGAAAUGGCUCCAUAGACCGAGUCUUGAUGGAAAUCUUCGCGAUCCAGGAGGGGGAAUCCAACUUGACGUUUUCUGGGGGUCAAGAGAGCUCUUCUACGCCGGUCAGAAUGGUCAUUUGCACGUAGUGGAAUGGCUACAAGAGCACACGAACCCUACUCCGACGCAUAUGUUCUUCGUGACACUGGAAGAAGCAGCGAAAAAUGGCGAUCUGGCCAUGGUUAAGUGGCUCUGUGAAGUGCGUGGCGAGCAAUCCUCGUACGCUUCGGUUCUCGCAGCUAGUGAAGGGCAUUUGGGUGUGUUGAAAUGGCUUAGAGGCAAUGUGUUUAACCCCACACCGUCGGCGUCGAUGGACGAUGCAGCCGCAAAUGGCCACCUCGAGGUUCUCAAAUGGAUGCAAACGAACUCUGGUUAUGCUACUACAGCCGCGAUGAACAAGGCAGCAGGAAAUGGACACUUUGCAGUUGUGAAAUGGCUACAUCAAAACCGGAAAGAAGGGUGUACGACCGCAGCGAUGGACCUCGCUGCUGCCAAUGGACGUCUUGAAAUCGUUCAAUGGCUACAUGGUGUUCGUCGAGAAGGAUGUACGAAGGCUGCAAUUGAUGAAGCUGCGACAAAUGGCUACCUCUCGGUAGUACAGUUACUUCAUCAGAGUCGAAAGGAGGGGUGUACGACCAGGGCAAUGGACGGUGCUGCUUCGAAUGGCUACCUGUCAGUCGUGCAAUGGCUACAUCAACAUCGGAAGGAAGGCUGUACGACAGCAGCAAUGGACGGAGCAGCGCGGGUGAACCAUCUAAAGGUCGUCGAAUGGCUACAGAAGAACCGUAAAGAGGGCUGUACGCUGGAAGCCAUGAACCUUGCAGCUCGAAACGGCCACUUGGACGUUGUGACACGGCUACAUCGUCAUCGUACAGAAGGAUGUACAAAGGAAGCGAUGGACCAAGCUGCAGCUCACGGUCAUUUACACGUCGUACAAUGGCUACACAAGAACCGUAACGAAGGAUGCACGUUCAACGCAAUGGACCGCGCUGCGGGUGCAGGACAUCUCGAUGUUGUGAAAUGGCUACAUGAGAACAGAACUGAAGGUUGCACGAAGGCCGCGAUGGACAACGCAGCAUCAAGAGGCCAAUUGAAGGUAGUACAAUGGCUACAUGCCAACCGAAGUGAAGGAUGUACGAGUGCAGCGAUGGAUGGAGCAGCAGGAGGUGGUCACUUUGAGGUGUUGUUGUUUCUACAGAACGAGAGGUCAGAGGGUUGUACGUCGAAGGCAUUCGUGAACGCGACGACAGCGGAUGAGCUCACGAUCUUGCAGUGGCUGUUUGAGCACUACAACAAGCAGUUCGGACGAGACCCGCUUCAGUUGUAUGCUUUCGACAAGUUCUACACUCUGAGGUGGCUGAAACAGAAAGCAAAGGCGGAAGGUAAUGCUCAAGGCAGACGCUAG
This is a messenger RNA of Phytophthora nicotianae INRA-310, 1920 nucleotides long. RefSeq lists its product as hypothetical. Gene Ontology annotation, molecular function: protein binding. The transcript has a single exon. Bases 1 to 1920 code for a protein of 639 amino acids. The record is from RefSeq and is a predicted model, not a curated record. NCBI's taxonomy places the organism in Eukaryota, Oomycota, Peronosporomycetes, Peronosporales, Peronosporaceae.